This is a messenger RNA of Aphanomyces astaci, 321 nucleotides long. RefSeq lists its product as hypothetical. The record is from RefSeq and is a predicted model, not a curated record. The transcript has 4 exons. Bases 1 to 321 code for a protein of 106 amino acids. Lineage: Eukaryota; Oomycota; Saprolegniomycetes; Saprolegniales; Verrucalvaceae.
AUGGCGUCGGAAAUCUCUACAAGCUACAGCUCCAGCGCGCGAUCAGUCAUGGGUGCGUUAACGCAUCGAAACCCCAAGCAGCAGCACAAGCGCAUCAAGGCGUCAUCCAUUGGACCAUGUCCAAAGGACAGCCUGGCUACCUUGGACGCCACGGGCAUGGCUUUGCAAUCGGCCCAAGCGCUGAGCACGUUUGGUGUUGACCGCGGCGAUGUCGACGCCAGUGCAUUGCGUCGCCUGAGUUAUCAGGCCUUCUCCUUGGAGGACGAUCGUGGUCAACUCAAAGUGCCACUCGUCAAAGUUGUCGAGUCCACGAGCGCAUAA